AUGAGGCCGUCGAUGUCCUUUCAGUACCAGGACUUUGGAUUCGGCAGUCAACAACCGCAUCAGUAUGAUUUAUCAGUAACAACAGCACAACAGCAGCCUGAGAAAAGCAUUUUUGAUACUGAUAUUGAAAAUGCUGAUGAUACGACUAUUACUUUGACCAGUAUUGCGGAUGUUGAGGCCCGAGAUCGAGAUCAUGCUGGCCGAGGUAUGUUUGAUCAUGAUGCGAUCUCGCAGGAUUGGGACGCAAGUGUCCUUUCUGAAUCCGAUCACCCCAUAGAUCGCAAUGACUAUUAUGGAGCUGAAGAAGCGGUCAAGACUCCGGCGAAAGCUCCAAGACAUCGCAGGAAAACGGUUGUUCCGUUGGCAGAGACCGAGGAUAUCAACUAUGCCAAUGUCUACAAGGGCAAUGACCGCCGGCAGACACUUGAGUGGGAUCCAGCGGAGAUACCUCGAUCCGCCACAGCAGCGAGUAACAAGAGGAACUCCAUUUCGCGCAUUCCUCGCGCCAAAUCUAGAAUGUCCCUUCAACGCAGUGAUAGUGAUCCCGGCCUUCGUUCUGCAAGGAUGGCAUCUACCAAAGAAGCUGCGACGACAGCCAACACCAGGACGGUACAGAUACCGUAUCGCACUGGGUACAGUAAAGCGAGCAAUUUUCCUCAGAGCUUGGCUACAACACCCAAUAAUCGAUUCAAUUUUAAGAGUGAGCGAUCUUAUGAGCGGCUUAUAUCGCAACAGACGUCUCCCACGAGGCAAGUCAGUGGUCCCAGGCCACAGCCUGACUCACGACGACAACAGCAACAAAGACAGCGACAACAACGACGUGUCAGCUCUGCUAGUCCUCAGAAAAGUGGAAGAAGCGGACAGAAGUACCAAGCAACUCCGUCGAACAAAGCUAGGCGUCUUUUGGACGAAACGGAUGAUAGCUUUGACGACGAUGAAGAAGCAGAGGAAGAGACUCAAGAGAUCAGCGUGGAUAUCGACGAUGAAAGUUCCGGUAGUAGUGUCAACGCCCAAUCCUUGACAACUACAGACAUCACACAGAGAAAACUAUCACUAUCAAUCAUCACAUCAUCGGAAAGCAUAGACAAGCGCUAUCAGAAACUAGCAUCAGAUUACCCAGACGAAGUCCUCCAACAAAUGGAUUUUUCGGAACUCGAAAAAGAACCCUUUGACCACAGCCCCGGCAGCAACAGCCCCCUCAAAGAUCAAAGAAUAACGACGACAACGCCCAAAAAGAGUAGAGCACCAUCUCCUCCUCCMCCUCCAUCUCCACCAGCCCCUCCCCCUCCGCCACCAGAUACAUCAACCUCCCCCUCCGAAAAACUAGCCUACAUAAUGACCGCCCUACGCAACCCCACAGCUCGCCAAACCUACAUCUCCAGCAUGCCAAUAACCGACUGGGAACUCUUGGGCGACGAACUAAUCGAUCAAAUGGGCGAAAUGCUCAAGAUGAUUAAAGAUUCGAGACAGGCGAGGCGCAGGACGACGGCGUUGUUUGAGGCGGAGAUUCGGAGGAGGCAUGAUCAGACUAUCAAUGAAGCGGGGGAGUUAGAUAGGAAGUUUGUGGAGAUGAAAGAGGGUGGGCUGGGGGUUUUGAGGGCUUUAAAUCCUUGA
This is a messenger RNA of Talaromyces amestolkiae, 1614 nucleotides long. RefSeq lists its product as uncharacterized. Gene Ontology annotation, biological process: nucleolar large rRNA transcription by RNA polymerase I. NCBI's taxonomy places the organism in Eukaryota, Fungi, Ascomycota, Eurotiomycetes, Eurotiales, Trichocomaceae. The record is from RefSeq and is a predicted model, not a curated record. The transcript has a single exon. Gene Ontology annotation, cellular component: RNA polymerase I core factor complex. The coding region runs from base 1 to 1614 and encodes 537 amino acids. Gene Ontology annotation, molecular function: RNA polymerase I core promoter sequence-specific DNA binding; TBP-class protein binding.